Poecilia reticulata (guppy) is the source of this 1066-nucleotide messenger RNA. It is a transcript of the gene hddc3, whose product is annotated as HD domain containing 3. Lineage: Eukaryota; Metazoa; Chordata; Actinopteri; Cyprinodontiformes; Poeciliidae. Gene Ontology annotation, molecular function: guanosine-3',5'-bis(diphosphate) 3'-diphosphatase activity. The record is from RefSeq and is a predicted model, not a curated record.
UAGCUGACAGGACGGAAAUGAUCAUGUGAGCUGCUGUUUCCCUCCGGACCCAAUACAGGGCGGACCUAUGCUAACUCAACCAACUCCUUUAUUUACAUUCAGCUAUGAAUUCAGAAGCGGCUUUAUUGUUAGAAACCGUUAAUUUUGCUGCGGAAAAACAUCGUAAACAACGCCGUAAAGAUCCAGAAGAAACGCCGUACAUUAAUCAUCCAAUCGGUGUAGCAAGAAUCCUCAGCUAUGAGGGAGGAGUCACAGAUAUCGAGGUUUUACAAGCUGCUUUGCUCCACGACACCGUAGAGGACACAGACACCACCCCAGAGGAGCUGGAGGACAGAUUCGGACCAAUCGUAGCUCGAAUUGUCCAGGAGGUGACGGAUGACAAAAGUCUGCCGAAGCAGGAGAGGAAGCGCCUGCAGGUGGAGCAUGCACCUCACUGCAGCCAACAAGCUAAGCUGGUGAAACUGGCUGACAAGCUGUACAACCUGAGGGACCUGAACUCCUGCACGCCUGUCGGUUGGUCGGCUGAGCGGGUCCAGGAGUACUUUGUUUGGGCCGCUGAGGUGGUGAAAGGUCUAAAAGGAACUAACUCAGCUCUGGAGGAGAAGCUGGAGGAUCAGUUCAAACAGAGAGGAGUUCAGCUCUGAAAGAACCGCCUCACCGCGCUGGAGAACAAACCGUUUACAUCACUAAUCAGAUGCAAUAUCAUUUACAAGCCAUAAAAAUAAUCAUUUUUCCAUAUUUUGUCUAAGUACACAGCAACAAUGUCUGCUGUGUACUUUAGGACAUCAUGUAACUGUGAUUUUAUUUCUGAAUAUUAAGAAAGCAACAUUUUCCCGGCUCUUUUCUUUCAUCAAACUUCCCCACCAUUUAUUGUGAGACCUUAUGCAUCAGCCACUAAAAAAAUAAACAUUCAUUUUGGGCACAGAGGGAAGUUAAAAUAUAUAUCCUGGGGGCAAAAAUAUUAAAGAAUUACCAAUAAAAUUAUAUCAGUUUUACAUCUACAAACAAAUAUUGCAUACUGUAUAUGUUUUGUCUGCUAAUGUUAUAAGGUGAACAAUAAAGAUGU